CAGGUUGCAUUAAAGUAAAACUUUGCUGCUGUGAAUAGAGCUUGUUAACAUGAAACUCACUGGAAUCAUCUGCAUCCAGGAGCGCUAUGGAGCAAUUUUCAACAUGGAGGAAAAAUUGUUACAUGUGUCUGGUAAUAGAAGACAGUAUUUCACUGACAGAAAACUUACACUGAGUGGGGUAGCAACACCCUGGCGCCAAACCCCCAACUCCAAAGUGAACGGAAAUGCUGGAGCACUGAAUGGAAGAAGUAUGAGAGCCGUGGUGACAGGAGGCGGAGGCUAUUUUGGAUACAAGCUGGGAUGUGCUCUUGCCAAAGCAGGAGCUUCUGUUGUUCUGUAUGACAUACACAAGCCUAUCUGGGAAAUUCCCAAUGGAAUAGUGUGUAUCCAGGCAGAUGUCAGGGAUUAUGAUGCCAUAUUUGCAGCCUGUGAAGGGGCUGACUGUGUGUUUCAUGUAGCUUCAUAUGGAAUGUCAGGAAGAGAGCAAUUGCACAGAGAAGAGAUUGAAACUGUAAACAUUCAGGGAACAAGAUUCAUCAUUGAUGCCUGCAAACAAAGGAACAUCGCUAGAUUGAUAUACACCAGUACAGUAAAUGUGGUGUUUGGAGGGCUUCCUAUUGAAGACGGUGAUGAGGAAACUGUGCCAUAUUUUCCAAUUGAAAAGCAUGUUGAUCAUUAUUCCAGAACCAAAUCAAUUGCAGAACAAAUGGUACUAGCAGCUAAUGGAACUCCACUAGCAGGAGGUGGAAUACUCUAUACGUGUGUUCUUCGCCCACCAGGAAUCUAUGGACCAGAAGAGCAAAGACACUUACCAAGGCUAGCAAAGAAUAUUGAGAGAGGGCUACUCAGCUUCAAGUUUGGGGAUCCUUGUGCUAAAAUGAACUGGGUGCAUGCAGAGAACCUUGUACAAGCUCAAAUUCUAGCUGCUGACGCUCUCACCCCUGAAAAGAACUACAUAGCUAGUGGCCAGGUGUAUUUCAUUAAUGAUGGCGAAAAAUUCAACCUUUUUGAAUGGUUAACUCCACUUUUUGAAAGAUUAGGUUGCAGUAAACCACGGAUACGUAUUCCUACUUCCUUAGUUUAUGCAUCAGCCAUGAUAAUGGAAUACCUUCAUCUGAUGCUGAAGCCAUUUGUUGAACUGUCCCCACUGCUGACCAGAAAUGAGGUACAGAACAUUUCUAUAACUCACACAUUUCGAAUAGACAAGGCACGGAGUCAGCUGGGGUACAGCCCAGAGAAGUUUGCAUUUGCUGAUUCCGUGGACCACUACAUUAAAACCAGACCAGAAGCCCAGAAUCAUCACAUCUUCCUCAAAGUUUUGCUUUCUUUAAUUGUUAGUUUAAGUUUGAUCUUUCUUUCCUUAAGAUUCGAUGGCCUUUCGGUUUUGCAUUUUUUUAAAGAAACACAACGCUGA
Messenger RNA from Pelecanus crispus (Dalmatian pelican), 1414 nucleotides. RefSeq names its product putative short-chain dehydrogenase/reductase family 42E member 2. Gene Ontology annotation, biological process: steroid biosynthetic process. NCBI's taxonomy places the organism in Eukaryota, Metazoa, Chordata, Aves, Pelecaniformes, Pelecanidae. The record is from RefSeq and is a predicted model, not a curated record. Gene Ontology annotation, molecular function: oxidoreductase activity, acting on the CH-OH group of donors, NAD or NADP as acceptor.